AUGUGGAACGGCAGAGUCAUAAUUACAACAAGAAAAACUGUAAAUAGAACAAGUGACAGUUAUCUUUCACCAUGGCUCUGUCUCGUAAAGAGUGAGCCUGCAGUUGUUACUGCAGCUCUGAAUUGCAUCAACAAAGGCUAUGACAAGAGAAAAACUAUGGAUAAGUUGUCAACCAUUCUUGAUGACCAAGCAUCACGCUUUACAGACAAAUUAUUUGAAGCCUGGGAUGAUUACAAAACUACCAGUAAGCAGUCAAAAACUAAAAAACGUAAAGAAGUGGAAAAAGAAGAAAAUCAAACAGAAACAGCUAGUAGAAAACGCCGAAGGUUUAUAGAUGAUGAAAAUGUUAACAUCCCUGGACCAGGGAAUCCCAGUCCAGGUCAACUCACAGCAGAUAAGAUAAAAGAAAUGAUGGCAAAUGCACAAAGAAUGAUUCAAGAACGCAAAGCCCAGCUUAGUAUACACACUCCAACCAUAUCUCCUGGCUCUUUAGGCAGUUUGCCAUCACCCUCUCAGACUCAGCAGUUGAUGACUGAUGCUGUCGAGAAGGCUAAACGAGCAGCUGAGUUACAAGCUCGAAUCCAAGCACAACUCACAGGUUUAUCAGCUGGCACACCUGGGGUCACUCUGCCAGUUACACAGAAAAACAUACAGCCUUCCAAACCUACUCCACUGAUUCUGGAUGAAGAAGGCCGAACCAUUGAUGCCAAAACUGGUCAAGCCAUCCAACUGCAGCACCAUACACCAACAUUGAAGGCUAAUAUCCGAGCCAAGCGCCGAGAGCAGUUCAAAGGCCUUAUAGAGAAGCCACCAGAGGAAAUAAGUGAAAGUAGAUUCUUUGAUGCCAGAGUUGGGACAAAACUUGCCCAAAGGCCUCGAAGAGGAUUUAAGUUCCAUGAACGUGGAAAAUUUGAACAACUGGCUCAGAGAUUACGAACAAAGGCUCAAUUGGAAAAGUUACAGAAUGAAAUUGCUCAGGCAGCAAAGAAAACUGGUAUUGCUUCUGCAGCCCGGUUAGCUACCAUUGCACCAAAAAAAGAGAUUAGAGAAGGUGAAACACCUGAAAUUGAAUGGUGGGAUGAGUAUAUCUUGGUUGAUGACAAUUAUGAUAACAUCACUGACACUGUGGAAAACAUGUCUGAAAACUGGAAAGUUCAUUUUGAUGGUAUUACUACUCUAGUUGAACAUCCUACCAUGAUGAAACCACCAGCGGAACCUGAAAAAGAAAUAGCCAUUCCAGUUUAUUUAACCAAAAAAGAACGCAAAAAAUUACGUCGACAAAAUCAGACGGAAGCACAGAAGGAAUUACAAGAAAAAAUACGACUUGGACUUGUACCUCCACCUGAACCCAAAGUGAGAAUGGCCAACUUAAUGCGAGUACUUGGAACAGAAGCAGUGCAGGAUCCAACUAAGGUUGAAGCUCAUGUACGAGCCCAGAUGGUAAAAAGACAAAGGGCCCACGAAGAAGCAAAUGCUGCUCGUAAAUUAACUGCUGAACAAAGACGAGAUAAAAAGAUGCGUAAAAUCAAAGAAGAUACCAGCUUAGGUGUAGAUGUUUCAGUAUACAGGAUACGAGAUUUAAAUAAUCCUGCCAGAAAAUUCAAGAUAGAGACAAAUGCCAAACAGUUGUUUAUGACUGGCCUUGUGGUCUUGUUUAAAGACUGCAAUGUUGUAGUUGUUGAAGGAGGACCAAAGCAACAAAGGAAAUUUAAGCGAUUGAUGUUACAUCGGAUAAAGUGGUCAGAAGCUCAACAGCACACAAAAGAUGAUGACAGUGACUCUGAAGAAGAAUCAACAAAGACUAACAAAUGUUCACUUGUAUGGGAGGGAACUACCAAGACACGUGCAUUUGGUGAUUUGAAAUUUAAGACCUGUCCUACUGAGAGCUUUGCACGAGAACAGUUUCGUAAAUAUGGAGUCGAAUACUAUUGGGAUUUGGCCUAUAGUAGUAAUGUUUUAGAGGCUGCUGGAGAGGAGUUAUGA
Messenger RNA from Acanthosepion pharaonis, 1983 nucleotides. The record is from the annotation of a GenBank genome assembly. NCBI's taxonomy places the organism in Eukaryota, Metazoa, Mollusca, Cephalopoda, Sepiida, Sepiidae.